Plectropomus leopardus (leopard coralgrouper) is the source of this 364-nucleotide messenger RNA. The record is from RefSeq and is a predicted model, not a curated record. Lineage: Eukaryota; Metazoa; Chordata; Actinopteri; Perciformes; Serranidae.
UGGAGAGUGAAGAGAAGACUCUUCGAAAAGAGAUCAGCUACGCCAUCAAGAACAUCCACGGGAUCAGGACGGGUCUGUUCACACCUGACAUGGCGUUCGAGACCAUCGUGAAGCGUCUGAUCGCUCAGAUCAAAGAGCCGUGUCAGAAAUGUGUCGACCUGGUGAUCAGCGAGCUGGUCAACACCGUCAGGCAGUGUACUCAGAAGCUUGCUCAGUUUCCGAUGCUCAGGGAGGAGAUGGAGAGAAUCGUCACCCAACACAUCAGAGACCGAGAGAACCGCACCAAAGACCAGGUGCUGCUGCUGAUCGACAUCGAGCUGGCGUACAUCAACACCAACCACGACGACUUCAUCGGCUUCGCCAA